AAAUUUCCAUCUAACUUUGCGACUUCGCAUUCUUCCCUAGCACGUCAGAAUGGCUUCGAAUGAUAUUGACGCCGAGGCGCUCGUUCACUCCGAUGAUCCGAGCCACCCAGCAAACCACAUUUGCACGCUCUGCGCAAAGUUUUACAACUUGGGCUGGGUGACUGGUACUGGUGGAGGAACAAGUAUACGCCAUGAAGACAAGAUUUACAUUGCGCCCAGCGGCGUACAGAAAGAGCUUAUGAAGCCUACCGACAUGUUUGUGAUGGACUUCAACAGCAAAGAAUACCUGAGAAAGCCACAGGUCCUCAAACCUUCUGCCUGCACCCCGCUCUUCCUUGCAGCUUUCGAGCGCGGCGCCGGUUGCUGCAUCCAUACACAUUCGCAAUGGGCCGUCCUCGUAACCCUCAUCGUCGAGCGCGACUUUGGCAAAGACGCCUGCUUCGAAAUCGAAGAGAUUGAGCAAAUUAAAGGCAUACCAAAAGGGCGAGGCAAGCAGGGUAACCUAGGCUAUUACGACCGGCUACGCAUACCCAUCAUCGAGAAUACGGCGCAUGAAGAGGAUCUGAGGGAAAGCUUGGAGGAGGCCAUGGAGAAGUACCCAGAUUCUUACGCGAUCUUGGUCAAGAGACAUGGUAUCUAUGUCUGGGGUGACAAUGUACACAAGGCGAAGACACAAUGUGAGAGUAUUGACUAUAUUCUACAACUUGCAGUUGAGAUGAAGAAGCUAGGUUUGCCAUGGACAAAAUGAGGAUAUAGGAAGUUAAGGUAGACUAUAUACAUACUCAUUCGACACACAGAUGAUAAACUCAUAUGCACUGGUUUGCAGGCGGUUGGAGGUGUGCCAAACAACUGCUUGGUAAUUGUAACCAUCAAAUUCCA
Molecule: messenger RNA, 879 nt
Organism: Pyrenophora tritici-repentis Pt-1C-BFP
Lineage: Eukaryota; Fungi; Ascomycota; Dothideomycetes; Pleosporales; Pleosporaceae
Product: AraD, Ribulose-5-phosphate 4-epimerase and related epimerase and aldolase
Cellular component (GO): cytoplasm
Molecular function (GO): methylthioribulose 1-phosphate dehydratase activity; metal ion binding
Source: RefSeq, a predicted model, not a curated record